AUGAGUGAAAACGAUCACGAGUUGGAAACGCCUGAAAGAAGAACUCACGAAGGAAAUACACCAACAGACGACGUUGAACAUCACAUUGAUCUUCAAGAAACUCCGGGAGUGGUUGAUGAUUCGACACCACAAUAUCAAGAACCUAAAGUCAGAUCAAUUAUUUAUUAUGUUUUCAUUGGAGUAUUCUUAUUGUUAGCCUUUGCUUGCACCAUUGCAGCCUUCAUUAGCACAUUCUUACAAUUUCCAGUUCCGGAUCAAACAUGGAAGAAUACAUCCUUUGAUCUUCCUAUGGAAUCACUAUUUACAUCCAUGGCAUGUGGUUUCUUAGCAUUGUUUGUCAUGGUAUUUUUAAGUUUACGUGUAUUGAGCUUUAAAGUUGGUACCUAUGAAUUCAAUGGAAACAAGUGUUAUGAAAUCAGUCAAUACAUUGCGGAUGGAGCUCGUGCCUUCCUAAUUCGUGAGUUCCAAGUCUUGACUGUCUUUGUAUUGGUGGUUGCAGGUAUCUUGUUUGCUGUCGAUCAAUCUGGAUACUUUGUAGCAACACCUGUGUGUUUCCUUGUAGGAGCUGUUACGAGUGCAGUGACCUCCAUUAUUGGAAUGUAUAUUGCAACACGUGCCAAUGUAAGAACCACCAAUGCUGCUCGUACUUCUCUCAAUCAAGCCUUGAAGGUUGCAUUUUCAGCAGGUACAGUUAUGGGCUUGUCUGUGGUGGGUUUAGGAUUGGUCAUGUUGUCUCUCUGUUACAUGAUCUUUAGAAAUUUGAGUGCUUUGGCUGGAUUUGGUUUCGGAGCUAGUAGUAUUGCAUUGUUUGCUCGUGUUGGUGGUGGUAUCUAUACCAAAGCAGCUGAUGUUGGUGCUGAUCUUGUUGGUAAGGUUGAAUCCAACAUUCCUGAAGAUGAUCCUAGAAAUCCAGCAGUCAUUGCUGAUAACGUUGGAGACAAUGUUGGUGAUGUUGCUGGUAUGGGUGCUGAUUUGUUUGAAAGUUAUGUUGGAAGUAUCAUUGCUGCUGCUACUCUUGGAUCACAAUUCUUUGGAUCGGUGGGUGUGGCUGCACCUUUCUAUUUGAGUGCCAGUGGUAUUCUUUGCUCCAUCAUUGGAAGUUCACUGGUGAGCGUGAAUAGUUCAAGUGCUUGGUGGCCAUUGAAUUAUUUAAUUGCACCUUUCACAAGACAUAGAAGUUCAACCACCAAUGAUACAACUCAUGCAACCGACAUGGAACAACAGACUCAAAUCGAUGAAGAUCAACAACACGCACCUGAUGUGAAUCCUGCAACUCAAAGUAGUCUCUUAAUGGCCAUUCGUAGAGGAAUUUUCGGUGCUGCCUUGUUAAAUAUCCUUUUAGGUGCAUUGAUUUUAUUUUUAUUAUUUGAUCCAUUAACACAAGCAUGGGCCAUCUUUUUAUGUUUCCUCAUUGGUAUUGCAAGUGGUGUGCUCAUUGGUUUAGCUACUGAAUAUUGUACUUCAUUUGCAUAUCGACCAACUAAAUCCAUUGCUGAGAGCGGUUUGACUGGUGCUGCACCUGUGAUUAUUAAGGGUCUCAGUGUUGGUAUGCUUUCAACGGUUGCACCUGUCAUCAUUAUUGUAUUGAGUAUUAUUUUUAGUGUCUUGUUGGGUGAUUUUGCCAGUGGAGGUAAAAGUGGUGGAGGAAUUUACGGUAUUGCCAUUGCAGCGGUUGGAAUGUUGAGUACGUUGGGAGUUACAUUGGCUACCGAUGCCUAUGGUCCUAUUGCUGAUAAUGCUGGAGGUAUUGCUGAGAUGAGUCAUUUACCACCCUUGGUACGUGAGAGAACAGAUGCAUUGGAUGCAUUGGGUAAUACUACAGCUGCUACUGGUAAAGGUUUUGCCAUUGGAUCUGCUAUUUUAACAGCCCUUGCAUUGUUACAAGCAUUUGCAACUGAAUCUGGUAUUACAACUGUUAGUUUAUUAGAAAAAGAAGUUAUGAGUGGUUUAAUUGUUGGUGCUUGUUUACCAUAUAUUUUCAGUGCAUUAACAAUGACUGCUGUGGGUGAUGCUGCCAUGUCUAUUAUUGUAGAAGUGAGAAGACAAUUCAAAGAAAUUGAUGGAUUACUUGAAGGAAGGCCAGGAGUUAAAGCAGAUCACACUAAAUGUGUAGAUAUUUCUACAAAGAGUUCUUUAAAGAAGAUGAUUCUACCUGGAUUGUUGAGUAUUAUUGCUCCAGUAUUGAUUGGAUUUGCUGGACGUCAGAAAAUGUUAGCUGGUCUUUUGGGUGGAAGUUUAUCAAGUGGAUUUUUAUUGGCAGUGACAAUGGCCAAUGCAGGAGGUGCAUGGGAUAAUGCCAAGAAAUACAUUGAAAGUGGUGCUUUGGUUGAUAAGGAGACUGGUGAAGUGCAAAGAAAGGGAUCCAAUGCUCACAAAUCAUGCGUGGUUGGUGACACUGUUGGAGAUCCAUUUAAGGAUACUAGUGGUCCUGCCUUGAACAUUUUGAUCAAAUUGAUGACUGUUAUUGCAUUGGUGAUAGCUCCAGUCUUGAAACAGAUUUAUGUGGAUCAAUAA
Messenger RNA from Naegleria lovaniensis, 2514 nucleotides. RefSeq lists its product as uncharacterized. Gene Ontology annotation, biological process: proton transmembrane transport. Gene Ontology annotation, molecular function: diphosphate hydrolysis-driven proton transmembrane transporter activity; inorganic diphosphate phosphatase activity. Gene Ontology annotation, cellular component: membrane. Lineage: Eukaryota; Heterolobosea; Eutetramitea; Acrasida; Naegleriidae. Bases 1 to 2514 code for a protein of 837 amino acids. The transcript has 6 exons. The record is from RefSeq and is a predicted model, not a curated record.